Molecule: messenger RNA, 1680 nt
Organism: Naumovozyma castellii
Lineage: Eukaryota; Fungi; Ascomycota; Saccharomycetes; Saccharomycetales; Saccharomycetaceae
Gene: CNA1
Product: calcineurin catalytic subunit A
Exons: 1
Coding region: 1-1680 (559 amino acids)
Source: RefSeq, a predicted model, not a curated record
AUGGCUUCCACAGUAGAAGGCAAAGAUGCUAUCAAGAUCGUGGCCCCUAAAGAGACCACAGUACCCAAGAUUGACCUUACCACGUAUACUUUAGAAGACGGCAGGAAAGUGUCUACCAAGGAACGUGUGGUGUCCGAGGUGACUCAAGUGACUAACCAUAUUCCUACAGAUGAUGAAGUCUUUGAUUCCAAGACGGGACUUCCCAGCCACAAGUUUUUGAAGGAACAUUUUAUGAAGGAAGGGAGAUUGACGGAAGAGCAAUUGACCAAAAUUUUAAUGAUGGCUACAGAUUGUUUGUUUGAAGAACCAAACGUCUUGGAGGUUCCAGCACCUGUGACGGUGUGUGGUGACGUUCAUGGCCAGUUUUUCGAUCUGCUGAAAUUAUUUGAAGUUGGGGGAGACCCUGAAAAUACCUCAUAUUUGUUCUUAGGUGACUACGUUGAUAGAGGUGUUUAUUCCAUUGAAUGUCUUAUUUAUUUAUACUCUUUGAAAUUGAAUUAUAAGAAAACUUUUUGGUUAUUAAGAGGCAAUCAUGAAUGUAGACAUUUGACGUCAUAUUUUACUUUUAAGAAUGAAUGUCUUCAUAAGUACAAUAAAAAUGUUUAUGAUAAAUGUUGUCAAUCGUUCAAUGCGCUACCGCUGGCAGCUAUCAUGAAUGGGCAAUAUUUCUGUGUCCAUGGUGGGAUCUCCCCGACUUUAAAAACGGUGGAUGAUAUUAAUAAGUUGGAAAGAUUUAGGGAAAUUCCAUCAGGUGGAUUGAUGUGUGAUUUAUUAUGGGCCGACCCAGUGGAAGAUUAUGAUUCUCUUGAACCAGCAUCCAAGGAUAAAUUGCAUCAAUCCUUAUUUAUCCCAAAUGAAGUGAGAGGUUGUUCUUAUGCAUUUACUCACAAGGCAGCAUGCGAUUUCUUACAAAGGAAUGGAUUGUUAUGUAUCAUAAGAGCACAUGAAGCUCAAGAUCAAGGUUACAGAAUGUAUAAGAAUAAUGACGCGUUGGGAUUCCCCAGUUUAUUAACUUUGUUUAGUGCACCAAAUUACUGUGAUACUUAUCAGAAUAAAGCCGCCAUAUUGAAAUACGAAGAUAAUGUUAUGAAUAUUCGUCAGUUCAAUUUUACCCCUCAUCCAUAUUGGUUGCCUGAUUUUAUGGAUAUUUUUACAUGGUCAUUACCAUUCGUUGGAGAAAAAGUGACUGAAUUAUUAGUAUCCAUUUUGAAUAUUUGUACAGAAGAGGAAUUAGAGGAGACAUCUUCACGACCAUCAACACCAACAACUACAACGACAUCAACAACCAAGACAGGAACACCAGAUCAACAAGUGACAUCUGUAGCAGACACUGAAACAAAGAAACCACUCUCUAUCUUAGAAGAUGAACGCAGGAAAAGAGCCUUAAGAAAUAAGAUUUUGGCUAUUGCCAAAGUUUCCAGAAUGUAUUCUGUGUUAAGGGAAGAUAGUGAUAAAGUUCGACAUUUAAAGGCCAUGAAUGCAGGUGUAUUACCUCGUGGCGCUCUCGCUCAUGGUUCUGAGGGACUAGAAGAAACACUUUCCACUUUUGAAAAGGCAAAGAAGGAAGAUAGAAUUAACGAAAAAUUACCACCUGAUUUGAAAGAAGCUAAGAGGGAAAAUAAACAGUUUUAUGAAAAUAUGCUGAAUCAGGCUUCAAAGGAAAACGAUCUAACGAAAUGA